AUGGGCUGCACCGGCAGCGCUCUGCGCUGCUGUCCCGUCGGCGGCAAGAGACAAGUGAAAUGCCAGCAGCAGAAGGGACCAGCUGCCCAGGAGCUCACAGCCUUGAAGGCAGAGAAGGCCAGUGCCACCCUGCCAGGCGAGGAUGGGAAGGAGCCAGAGGAGCUGGCAGAGGGUGGGAGACUCCUUCAAGGCCAGGAGGAGGAGCGGCUGCGGGAGGCCAGGCAGGCAGGCACCGCGGGAGCUGUCCAGGAUGUUAACGCCCAGGUGGAGAAGGGGAAAGACCUCCAGCUGCAGGAGCGUUUGGAUGCCCUGAGGAGAGAGCACACGGAGACCCUGCAAGAGCUCCAGAGAGUGCAUGAAGAGGAGAAGCUGCUGCUGGCAGAGUCCCACUGCAGGUCCCAGGCAGCCUUACAGGAGACAAUCCAGGAACUGCAGUCCCAGCUGAAGGCCUUCCAGGAGAGGAUGAAGCGGGUGGAGGAGUCGCUCUUGAGCACAGACUACAAGAAGCACAUCCAGGAGCAUGGGAGCCCUGGCCCCUUCUGGGAGCAGGAGCUGGAGAGCCUGCACUUUGUCAUUGAGAUGAAGAAUGAGCACAUCCAUGGCCUGGACAAGAAGCUGCUGAACCUGGAGGCUGUGGCAGAGAGGAACCUUCUGCUGGAGGAGAAGGUGAAGACUCUCCAGCAGGAGACCGAGGACCUGCAAGUUCGCACCCAGAACCACUUGGUCAUGGCAAGGCAGCUGUCGGAGGAGCUGCUGGCGGCCCGCGGGGCCCUGGAGAAGGAGCUGCAGCUGCGGGAGCAGGCGCAGCGCGACAAGGAGGAGCUGCUGUACCGGGUGCUGCACGGCGGGGACGGAGCCUCCUUCCCCACGGCCGCCGGCGAGGUGCCGCUCAUCGCCACGUAG
Messenger RNA from Dryobates pubescens (Downy woodpecker), 903 nucleotides. RefSeq names its product coiled-coil domain containing 69 (gene CCDC69). The coding region runs from base 1 to 903 and encodes 300 amino acids. The record is from RefSeq and is a predicted model, not a curated record. Gene Ontology annotation, cellular component: nucleus; cytoplasm. The transcript has 9 exons. NCBI's taxonomy places the organism in Eukaryota, Metazoa, Chordata, Aves, Piciformes, Picidae. Gene Ontology annotation, molecular function: microtubule binding.